Messenger RNA from Guillardia theta CCMP2712, 1386 nucleotides. RefSeq lists its product as hypothetical. The record is from RefSeq and is a predicted model, not a curated record. NCBI's taxonomy places the organism in Eukaryota, Cryptophyceae, Pyrenomonadales, Geminigeraceae. Gene Ontology annotation, cellular component: cytoplasm. The transcript is spliced from 13 exons. The coding region runs from base 1 to 1386 and encodes 461 amino acids. Gene Ontology annotation, molecular function: protein binding; ubiquitin-protein transferase inhibitor activity.
AUGUGCAGACGAUGCUGCGAGGCUGCACGGGGCAUCCUAAUCCUCGUUGCAAGUCUGGGAAACCCAAGAGAAGUUUUCUCGAUGGUGAUGGAAGUGUUUGCCGUGUACGAGGAUGUCAGGCAGCAGCAAUUACUGCUUGAAAUGCUCGCUCAAGUCUUUCCUAAGCUGGCAAAAGGGAAACUUCAUAUCUUUGUGAAGGACCUGCUCUCCAUGCUCCAUAGGCGAUUUGUCGGUCUCUCCACAAGAACAGACAAGAUGGAUGAUCAUUCUUCUGCCUCUUCAUCCUUGAAUGCAGAACGAUCAACUCCUGCUUCUCCCGACCAGAUGCACUGCGAUCAAAACAGUGCUCUGCACGAUGUGCUGGCUCCGGCUGAUAUCCUCACCCUCAACAAGGGCUUCUUUGACGCUGUCUUGCCAGCUUGCCAGACGUUCUUUCAGAGGCUUCUGGAUGACAUGAAUGCUGAAAGUUAUGAGAUGAUCUGCCAAGUGCUCAAGGACCUUCUGAAGGCCUUGUACUGGACGUCUUCCAUCGUCUCCACCGAGUUCUUCAUGCCGGAAGCUGAAAAAAAGAAGACCAAUGUUUUCCACACAGAAGAUCUGUCAAACAGGGUUCUGGAGGUGCUGGACUUGGUAGCCUCACUGCCCAAUGGUAUCCUGUUCGUUUUGUUUCCCCCUUCGAGGCCCUUUUGGAUGAUGGAUGAGUCGAAGAGCAUGGAGCAAAUUCUUGCAGAGCUUGACGAGUGGAUCAUGCUUCUUGAGUUCACCAUCAAAGUGCUGCAAGAGCAUGGUCAACUGCUCGCUGAGACAGACCUAGAACUGGGGACGCCAGGCAUCGAUGGCAAGAAUCGACAGAUUUGCAUGCAGAUCGUUCAAGGGUUCGCCGUGAUGAAGGAUUUGAUCACUCGAUGUCCGUACCCGUCAGUGACUUCCGUGGCUCUCAACAUCGUCAAGGACGAAAUCCUGCACUCGUGGCCAACGUCACAGCAUGAUAUCGAUCAAUACCAGCAUGACACGAAGAGGACUCCUUUCAUCGCUCUCUCCGUCUCUCUGCUCUUUGAGGUCCUUUCCUCAAGCCAGAAGGCUCUUCUCCUACACAGACUCGACAUCCUCAUGAGCGGCCUCAACGUCCUCCGUUUCAUUCUCAUCAAGGAUCGGCAAAGCAACUUGACUGGAGUGUGGGAGCAUAACAUAAGAAGAAAAUUCCUAGACGAGAUCGUCAACCCGUCAAGGAGUGUCUCGCGGGUGCGGAGCAUCUGUCGAGGAGCUCAGCACCGGAGGCGUCUGAGGGAGGUUGUUGCCACAUCUCAGGAAAUGCAGCUCUUGAUGCUGCAGGAAGUUCUGGACCGCGUCGCUGAGCUGCUAGAUGAGCCACCACAAGACACAUGA